CUCCAGACUCAAACCACAUCAACCAACCCCACCGAAUCCACCUCUCGCCGGAGUCCCAGCAAGGAGCGAGCAAGCCAGGAAGAUGGACGCCAGCAAGCUGAAGAAGGUGGCCGGGAAGAAGUUCGGCGGGCCGAGGAAGAAGUCGGUGACCAGGUCCGUCAAGGCCGGCCUCCAGUUCCCCGUCGGCCGCAUUGGGCGCUUCCUCAAGAAGGGCCGCUACGCCCAGCGCGUCGGCUCCGGCGCCCCCGUCUACCUCGCCGCCGUCCUCGAGUACCUCGCCGCCGAGGUGCUGGAGCUGGCCGGGAACGCCGCCAAGGACAACAAGAAGACCCGCAUCGUGCCCAGGCACCUGCUGCUGGCCAUCCGCAACGACCAGGAGCUCGGGAGGCUGCUGUCCGGCGUCACCAUCGCCCACGGCGGCGUCAUCCCCAACAUCAACCCGGUGCUGCUCCCCAAGAAGACCGCUGAGAAGGCCGAGAAGACCGCCGCCAAGUCGCCCAAGAAGGCCACCAAGUCCCCCAAGAAGGCCACCAAGGCCUAGAUCGUAGUAGUGCGGUGUGCUGAUGGUUCCAGUGUGGUUAGAUGUAGAAGCUGUUUCACUCUGUAUCCUGCGCCCCUGAUGUAAUCGGAAUCAAAGGGGAAGCCGCUUGCUUCCUCUUGACUAAUGAAUUAUCAACUAAGCGUUUCUGAA
Aegilops tauschii subsp. strangulata is the source of this 691-nucleotide messenger RNA. RefSeq names its product histone H2A.2.2. NCBI's taxonomy places the organism in Eukaryota, Viridiplantae, Streptophyta, Magnoliopsida, Poales, Poaceae. Gene Ontology annotation, molecular function: protein heterodimerization activity; structural constituent of chromatin; DNA binding. The record is from RefSeq and is a predicted model, not a curated record. Gene Ontology annotation, cellular component: nucleosome.